AUGGAGUGGAUAGAGACGAGAGCUUUGAAGUCCAGUGCCCUGUCCCAGAUGAACGCCAAUCACAACGACGACGUUUGGUGCUUCGCCGGAGUCAACGCCGCCGUCAUCCCCUCCUCGGACGAAAAUUUCCCCGUCGACGACCUCCUCAACCUCGAUUUCUCCGAUAAGGACCACCUCGAAACGUGCUUUACGAAAUCGAAGGACGAGGAAAGCGUUUUCCUCGAAACCAAUUCGAAUCACUCCACGACAACUUUCUCCGGCGCCGGCGCCGACGAAUUCGAUAGCAUUUCCGCCGCCGGUGAACUCGUCGUCCCGGCCGACGAUUUGGAGAAUUUGGAGUGGCUGUCGCAAUUCGUCGACGACGAUUCCACGGCGGGGCUCUCCCUGUUAUGCCCGGUCGGAAUUUUACCGUCCAACGGCGGGGUAAUCCAGGGCAAAAGAGCCGAACGCGUGAACCGCCCGGUUCACAAGAUUAGCGUUCCGUUUUUGUCCUCGCCGAUCCCGAGAAAACCGAGGACCAAGCUCCUCACGAGGCCGCGCGUGCGGCGGCCGUACUGGUUGUGCGAGGUCGAGAAAUCGGCGGUUCCCGAGGCCGACCGGUUCAUCGGGGUCAGGAAACCGCCUGUCAAGCGGCGGAGGAAGGCGCCGGAGGAAGACGCCGGCCGGAGGUGCACCCACUGCCAGGUCAGCAAGACGCCUCAGUGGAGGACCGGGCCUCUCGGCCCAAAAACGCUGUGCAACGCCUGCGGCGUGCGGUUCAAAUCGGGCCGGCUUUUCCCGGAGUACAGGCCGGCCUGCAGCCCGAGUUUUUCCAAGGAGAUGCACUCGAACAGCCACCGGAAGGUGCUGGAAAUGCGGCGCAAGAAGGAGGUUUGUGAAGGCGCUUGA
Messenger RNA from Striga hermonthica, 888 nucleotides. NCBI's taxonomy places the organism in Eukaryota, Viridiplantae, Streptophyta, Magnoliopsida, Lamiales, Orobanchaceae. The record is from the annotation of a GenBank genome assembly.